Choloepus didactylus (southern two-toed sloth) is the source of this 4947-nucleotide messenger RNA. It is a transcript of the gene GAA, whose product is annotated as alpha glucosidase. Gene Ontology annotation, cellular component: lysosomal membrane. Bases 168 to 3035 code for a protein of 955 amino acids. Gene Ontology annotation, biological process: lysosome organization; glycogen catabolic process. The record is from RefSeq and is a predicted model, not a curated record. NCBI's taxonomy places the organism in Eukaryota, Metazoa, Chordata, Mammalia, Pilosa, Megalonychidae. Gene Ontology annotation, molecular function: carbohydrate binding; alpha-1,4-glucosidase activity. The transcript has 20 exons.
GGGCGCCCCCGGCCCCGCGCGCCUGCGCGGCGACCCCCGUCACGUGACGCAGCCGGGGCAGUCACUGGGCCGCCGCCGUUGCCCGACCCCCGAGGGCUGCUGCGGGCGGCGGGCGCGGAGGCCCCCGGAUCUGCAGCCAUCCAGCAGCCCCGCAGGCUGUGCCCGCCAUGGAUGUGCGGCGGCCUCCCCGCUCCUGGCGCCUGGCCACCCCCCUACUGGGGGCCUGCACCGUCGCCAUCCUGGCCACAGCCGCCCUGCUGGGGCAUUUCGUGCUGCAGGACUUCAUGGUGGCUCCCCGCGGGCCGGGCGCUGUCUAUAGCGUCCUGCAGGUUUACCAAGUGCGCCCGCCGGGAGCCAGCAGUCCAGGGCACCAGCCCCCCUGGGAGCGUCUCCACAGCCCCGGGGCGGCGCCCGCACGGUGCGACGUGCCACCCAACAGCCGCUUCGACUGUGCCCCCGAGAAGGCCGUCACCCGGGAGCUGUGUGAGGCCCGAGGCUGCUGCUACGUCCCCGCACAUGGGGGGCCUCUGGGCUCCCGCAUGGGGCAGCCCUGGUGCUUCUUUCCUCCCGACUACCCGAGCUACAGGCUGGAGAACCUCACCCGCACGGGGACAGGCUACACGGGCACCCUGACCCGUGCCACCCCAACCUUCUUCCCAAAGGACAUCCUGACCUUGCGGCUGGAGGUGCUGAUGGAGACCGAGAGCCGGCUGCACUUCACGAUCAAAGAUCCCGCUAACAAGCGCUACGAGGUCCCCCUGGAGACCCCGCGUGUCAGCCGCCGGGCGCUGGCCCCACUCUACAGCGUGGAGUUCUCCGAGGAGCCCUUCGGCCUGGUCGUGCGCCGGGAGCUGGAUAGACGGGUGCUGCUGAACACGACGGUGGCCCCGCUGUUCUUCGCCGACCAGUUCCUGCAGCUGUCCACCUCCCUGCCAUCCCCGCACGUCACCGGCCUCGCCGAGCGCCUCGGGCCCCUGAUGCUCAACACCAACUGGACCAGAGUCACCCUCUGGAACCGAGACAUCCCUCCUGCGCCUGACACGAACCUCUACGGCUCCCACCCUUUCUACCUGGCUCUGGAGGAUGGUGGGGCAGCCCACGGGGUGUUCCUGCUGAACAGCAACGCCAUGGAUGUGGUGCUGCAGCCAAGCCCGGCCCUAAGCUGGCGGACGACCGGCGGCGUCCUGGACUUCUACGUCUUCCUGGGGCCGGAGCCCAAGCAAGUGCUGCGGCAGUACCUGGCCGUCGUGGGGAACCCGUUCCUGCCCCCGUACUGGGGCCUGGGCUUCCACCUCUGCCGCUGGGGCUACUCGUCCACCGCCAUCACCCGCCAGGUCGUGGAGAACAUGACAGCGGCCGGCUUCCCCCUGGACGUGCAGUGGAACGACGUGGACUACAUGGACGCCAGGAGGGACUUCACGUUCACCACGGACGGCUUCGCGGACUACCCAUCCAUGGUGCGGGCGCUGCAGCAGGCCGGCCGGCGGUACGUCAUGAUCGUGGACCCCGCCAUCAGCAGCUCCGGCCCCACCGGCAGCUACAGACCCUACGACGAGGGUCUGCGGAGGGGGGUCUUCAUCACCAACGAGACCGGGCAGCCGCUGAUUGGGAAGGUGUGGCCCGGGCCCACGGCCUUCCCCGACUUCACCAACCCUGAGGCCCAGGCCUGGUGGCAGGACAUGGUGGCCGAGUUUCACGCCCAGGUGCCCUUCGACGGCAUGUGGAUCGACAUGAACGAGCCGGCCAACUUCGUGAGGGGCUCCCAGGAUGGCUGCCCUGACAAUGAGCUGGAAAAUCCGCCCUACGUGCCAGGGGUGAUUGGCGGGACCCUCCAGGCGGCCACACUCUGUGCCUCCAGCCACCAGCAACUCUCCACACACUACAACGUGCACAACCUGUACGGCCUGACGGAAGCCAUCGCCUCCCACAGGGCCCUGGUGAAGGCUCGGGGGACGCGCCCCUUCGUCAUCUCCCGCUCCACCUUUGCCGGCCACGGCCACUACGCCGGCCACUGGACAGGGGAUGUGUGGAGCAGCUGGGAGCAGCUGUCCUUCUCCGUGCCAGGAGUCCUGCUCUUUAACCUGCUGGGGGUUCCCCUGGUCGGGGCUGACAUCUGCGGCUUCCUGGGCAACACCUCGGAGGAGCUGUGUGUGCGCUGGACCCAGCUGGGGGCCUUCUACCCGUUCAUGCGGAACCACAAUGACCUGCACAGCCUGCCUCAGGAGCCGUACCGGUUCAGCGAGACGGCGCAGCAGGCCAUGAGGAAGGCCUUCGCCCUGCGCUACGCGCUGCUGCCCUACCUCUACACGCUGUUCCACGCCGCCCACACCAGCGGGGAGACUGUGGCCCGGCCCCUCUUCUUAGAGUUCCCCCAGGACCCCCACACCUGGACCGUGGACCGCCAGCUCCUGUGGGGGGAGGCCCUGCUCAUCACCCCAGUGCUCGAGGCUGGGGAGACGGAAGUGACUGGCUACUUCCCCCCGGGCACGUGGUACGACCUGCAGACGGUGCCGGUGGAGGCCCUCGGCAGCCCCCCACUUCCGCCUCCCACGCCCCACGAGUCCGUCGUCCACAGCGAGGGCCGGUGGGUGACACUGCCGGCCCCCCUGGACACCAUCAACCUCCACCUCCGGGCUGGGUACAUCCUCCCCCUGCAGGGCCCCGGCCUCAGCACCACUGAGUCCCGCCGGCAGCCCCUGGCCCUGGUGGCCGCCCUGGAUGGGAGUGGGGCCGCCCGGGGGGAGCUGUACUGGGACGACGGGGAGAGCCUGGGGGUGCUGGAGCGCGGGGCCUACACCCAGAUCGCCUUCCGGGCCCAGAGCAACUCCGUUCUGAGUGAGCUGGUGCACCUGAGCCGCGAGGGCGCUGCCUUGCAGCUGGGGAAGGUGACUGUCCUGGGUGUGGCCUCGGCCCCUCGUCAGGUCCUCGCCAACGGCGUGCCCGUCCCCAACUUCACCUACAGCCCCAACACCCAGAUCCUGGCCGUCCCCGUCUCGCUCCCCAUGGGAGAGAAGUUUCUCAUCAGCUGGUCCUGACGUGGGGCGGUGUGUUCCCCCCUCCACUGUGGGCAGCCGAGGGAGGGCCGCAGGGAGGUGGGUUUCCCACGGACCCAGGGCCUGUGCCGCUCCCACCUGCCGGGUUCGGGCCUCGGGGUCAGAGCUGCCCACUCUGAGCUUGGCGCCAACUGUCCUUGGAGGGCUCCUGGGUUGGCUCCAUCUGUUGAUGCAUCUUGGACCAUUUUCCUCCCCGGAAUCCACAGCUGUGUCAGUGCCCUCGGCUGUUCUGAGAUGGGCCUGUUGCAGCCUGAGGGCCACGUCUCCAUAGCACGUCACUGGGAUGUGUGUCGCAUGGGCAGCCACCAGCCAGGCCCGGGUGGGGUGUGUGUCAUCCCCAUCACUGAAGUCGCUGCUGCCGCUCUUACUGCGGAAAGCUGGGGUUGGCAGCUGCUGCAGGCUCCUUUCUGGGCAGCCGACCCUAUGGCCGUCGGGGGCUGUCUGCUCUGCCUGAGGAGGCUGAGCCCAGGAACCCAGGAGGAUCAUAGGACUUGGGGAAACUUUUACUCUUAAGUGCAAUUGUUUUCAAUUAAAGGGGCAUUUGGAAUCAAGCUGCUCCUGAUUUCUCUGGGAUUCAGGGCAGGAAGGGUGCGUCCCAGGGCCUCCCUCGGCCUGUGUGUGUGUCCCCUGCCUACCCCCAAACCAGCAGCCCUCACGCCCCAGUGUUGCCCCUCACUUCUCAGCCUCAUCCAUCCUAGGCCACGCUUGCCUGUGUGCACUGGACAGUUUUAAGAGAGAACCAACCAGUAAUAUUUAAUGUAUUUCCUUCCAGGCGUACUAAAUCAGAAUUAUCUACAUACGGUUUUGCAUCUUAUUUAGCACUGUUUGAAGCAGUUUCCUAAACCAUUCGAGAUUCUUGCUUUCAUUUGUACAUAUGUGAAUGUCAGCAGGAUUGAGCAUUUCCUCUGCUUGAGGGCCGUGUAGGGUCCUUCACAGAUUGCCGGUUCCGACCCCGUGACCACGUCUCCAGUCGGGGAGCCCGUGGUGGACACCGCUGGUUGCCCGGCCCCUGCCACUCUCCCCUCUCCUCCCUGACAUGAUCCCAUGCUGCUCCGCGGGCCUGGGCCUUACUCCUGCCGGGACUGCCACGCGGGAGGUAAAGCAGCCCUUUUGUAACCGCGAGGAGAAGCCAUGUGUUCAGGACGGCGGAGCUGAAAGCCAGGAGACUGAGCCUCAAACCCCCUGCGUGGCUGUGCACCCCGGCUGCCCCUGCACGGGGAAGGCAGACUCCUUUGCUUGACCCAGUGCUCCCACCAGCCCCGGGCUGGCCGCUCUUGGCUUGUGAGGGCUUCUUAUAUGUGACAAGUAUUUUUCUUAUUUGGUUUGCCUUUCAGUUGUGUCUAACACUGCUUUACUCAGAUAAGUUUAUUUUUCUAGUAGUUAAUUUAUUUUUAAAGUGUUUUUAAAAUUAUUCUGUGAGAUCAAAUAUUCACCUGCUUCUGGGUUGUUUGAUGCUUUCAUUUAAACCUUUAAUUCAUUUGGAAAUUGCAGUGUGUGGAAUGAGUGGAAGAUUUGGCAUUUUCUUGGGUGUCCUGACACCCAGUUAGAACUGCCACACUUAACUAUAUGGCAAACCCUAAAGGCACUACUGCUUCUGGGUUUUCUAGUUUGUUACUUUAGUCUAUGUGUCUAUUCUUCUGUUGGUAAAUUUAUUAUUAAAAAAAAAUCUGGGAAAAUCUCCCCAUUUCAUGUUUCCAGUUUCUUUAAAAUAAUGAAUUUCAUUAAACUGUUCCAUGAUUAAUGUCUAUGGCAGAAAAAUAAGGAACCCCUGGCAAGAAAAAAGGAUUACCUUUAUCUCACCCUUUGGAGAUAAGCUGUUAUAAGUGGGCAAGCCUCCCCCUGACAUUUUCCUGUAUGUCAUGAACAUCUCAUGCCAAUAAAUCUAUUUCUAUAA